UUUUUCCCGAAAUAUUUAACGUAAAUAAGGAAUAAAAAUUGCUUUCUUUUAUAUUACUAUUUUAUUUAUUUCUGCAGGUACAAUAUUUCUCGAAGUAUGGAAAAGACAGCAAGCCAGUCUGGCACAUGUAUGGCACGUCGAGAAUUUUGACAUGGCAGAACGAGAUCGUCCAGAAUUUUAUGGAACCGAAUAUUAUCUUGAUUCUAUUACCAAACAAAGAAAAGAAUAUUAUCCAUUCAGGCGGAGAUUUUUUAAAUAUGUAUUUUCGACUUUUGUUUUAAUUAUCAUGAUUUGUAUUGUCUUCAUCAGCGUAAUAUCCGUAGUGUUAUACAAACUUUACAUAGAAAUAAAUAUAUGCGAAGACGACGAAGAGUGUAACGAAUUUCAUAAUACUAUUAUCGCUUCUAAUUUAAACACAUUAUCUAUCAUGAUACUGGGAAAGAUUUAUAAUUUUUUUGCUGUUAAAUUAACCAACUGGGAAAAUCAUCAGACUCAAAGUGCUUACAAUGAUGCUUUGAUUAUCAAACUGUUUUCCUUUCAGUUUGCUAAUACAUAUACAUCGCUAUUUUACAUUGCAUUUUUUAGAAAAGAUCCAGGAGAAAGCGGGAUACUUGGAUUGGGUAAAGAAUAUCGAGAUGACUGUGAAGAAAAAGAAAACGAUAACUGUAUGGCACUUUUAUCUUUUCAGCUUUUAGUAUUGAUGAUUACAAAACUCAUUCCGAAACUUUAUUACGAUAUUAUUCUUCCAUGUUUAAAAAAUGCAUUUAAAUGUUGUACAAGAUCUAAUCAAAUCGACAUCAGUUCGACUCACCAUUAUUUGGUAAAAGAAAUGCUUAAACCACAAGAAGAAAAUUUUCGUUUGGAAGAAAUGACCGAAAAAGUUAUACAAUACGGAUAUAUUAUGAUGUUUGCUGCAUCCUGUCCAUUAGCACCGCUAGUGGCUUUAUUAUUUAAUUUAUUAGAUAUGAGAAUCGAUGCCAAAAGACUUUUAUGGUGGAACAGAAGACCGGUUGCAUACAGAGACAAUGAUAUCGGUAUAUGGUUCCACAUUAUUCGUUUUAUCAACAUUUUAGGUACUAUUACAAACGCCUUCCUAAUAGCAUUCACGUCUAAUCUCGGAAACUACUUAGAGUUUGGUUUAGCGAUGGUGGUAGUAUUUAUCUUUGAGCAUUUCAUAUUCGCCAUAAAGUUUCUAAUAGAUAUUAUUAUACCUGAUAUACCAGAAAGCGUUAUGUUGGACAGAAAAAGAGAUCGUUUCGUCAUUGCUCAUUUUAUGUCUGUAGUAUCAGACAGUAAUGAAGAUGCAAACUGGGCGAAUUCUCAAAUUUCUGAUCAGUGUCCAAAACGUUCGAUGAAACCACCAAAAUCUAUAAGAUUUGCAAAAAAUAAAAAGUGGGACACUCCGAAAUAAAUUUGAAAAAAUGAAGAUUUCUAUUAGCCUAUUCAUAUGCCAAGUUUUAUUACUUAUUUUAUGUAAUUUUCUUUACUCUUUUCGUUUUUGUUUCGAUUUUUUUCU
Messenger RNA from Centruroides sculpturatus (bark scorpion), 1516 nucleotides. Its product is annotated as anoctamin-7-like. Bases 152 to 1411 code for a protein of 419 amino acids. Gene Ontology annotation, biological process: chloride transmembrane transport. Gene Ontology annotation, cellular component: plasma membrane. The transcript has 10 exons. NCBI's taxonomy places the organism in Eukaryota, Metazoa, Arthropoda, Arachnida, Scorpiones, Buthidae. Gene Ontology annotation, molecular function: chloride channel activity. The record is from RefSeq and is a predicted model, not a curated record.